Messenger RNA from Epinephelus lanceolatus (giant grouper), 1862 nucleotides. Lineage: Eukaryota; Metazoa; Chordata; Actinopteri; Perciformes; Serranidae. The record is from RefSeq and is a predicted model, not a curated record.
GUCUGCUUGCAUGAACGUCUGCCUGUUGAUUUAUCCUGCAGAAACAGCAACAGAGGAUCCAACAUGAUACCUUCAGUUACACUCAACAAUGGGGCAAAGAUGCCUAUUGUGGGUCUAGGAACGUGGAGGGUAAGGCUGAACAUUUUCUUGCUCCUACUUCCAUCUCUGGUGAGAGGAGCCUGUAAGAAGACGCUUAGUGACCUGAAAUUGGAUUACGUGGACCUUUACCUCAUGCAUUUCCCUAUGGGAGCCAAGCCAGGGGAUGAGAUGUUUCCAUGUGAUGAGAAUAACCAGCUAAUUUCUGAUGGCAGCAACUUUUUGGACACCUGGGAGGCUAUGGAAAACCUGGUGGAUGCUGGUUUGGUCAAGGCUAUCGGCAUCUCCAACUUCAACAAAGACCAGACUGAAACUGAAGCCCUACUCAACAAGCCAGGCCUCAAGUACAAGCCUGCCAACCACCAGAUUGAGUGCCACCCGUACCUGACCCAGGAGAAGCUGAUCAACUACUGCCACUCAAAGGGCAUCUCAGUGACAGCUUACAGCCCCCUGGGCUCCCCUGACAGACCCUGGGUGACAUCUGAUGAUCCCUCGCUGCUGGAGGAACCUAAGAUCAAGGCUAUUGCUAACAAGUACAACAAGACUGCAGCACAGGUUCUCAUCAGAUUCCACAUCCAGAGGAACGUGAUCGUCAUAGCCAAGUCAGCAACGCCCCAUCGGAUCAAGGAAAAUUUCCAGUUGUUUGACUUUGAGUUAAGUGAAGACGACAUGAAGACCAUGCUGACGGGCUUCACAGAGAGGAGAGCAUUCUUACUACAGUGGGCCUCGACACACAAAGACUUCCCCCUGAAUACUGAAUAUUAGCUCAUCAGAACAUGCUGCACCAUUUCUGCCUUUCACCAACGAUUCAGUUUUCUUUUAAUAGAAUUUACAUAGUCCUAUCAAACUACUCCCUGACCAAUGUGACAGCUGAAUUAUUAUGUUACUAAACUUGUGCUGGAUCAAUUUUCAUAUAAUACUCACCACUGGAAUAAUAAAUUCAGUGAAUGUACUGGUUAUAUAGAUGUAUAGAGUACAACAGUGGUUGUAAAAUAAAUGUGUGGGGUAAUACCUGACAAAGGGUAAAUGACAUUAACUGUGGGUGACAGAGAUUGAACAUGAUCACUAUGAAUGCUAUGUAGGUACUGAAGUAAGACAACAAAGAAGAUGAGAGGUCAAGUACAUAGAUGUUAAGGUAGAUUUAAGUGGUGUGAUGUAACGAAGUAAAAAUGCCCAGACGGGCUUCUCUGGAGAUACUGGCUAUAUAUUUACAAGAGAUGCUCACAGCGACUCUAUCAUCUAAGGAAUCUUAGUGGCCUCAGUGUUAGUAAGCAGAUUUUAAUAUUAGUGUACAAAACCAUGGUUGAGAGUGUUUUAACUUUUCACCUUCCUGCCUGGUACGGUUGUUUUAACUGUACAUCUAAGAAUAAACUCUGGGAUUGUGACAACGGUAGGUGAAAUAGUUGGCAAGCCACAAAAGCCCUUGACACAACUCUUUACAGAAAGGACAAGGACAAAAGUGAGGAGUAUCUAGGCAGAUAGCUCUCAUGCUCUCUUCAGCCAGUUUGAGCUCUUGAGCUCCAGGAGGCGCUAUAGAGUACCCCUGGCAACUACAACUGUAUUUAAGAAGUCCCUCAUCUGAAGUGCCAUCAGUAUUCUUAACUCAUAUAUGUUCUUAUAUAUGUUAAGUGUUUUCUAAUGACCUUGUAUGUUUGUUUUAUGCGUCUUGAAGCUUGUUUGCUUUUUAUUAAGUUGUCUCUUGUGUCUGGUGAGCUGAAGACAAAUUUCCACCCUGGUGGACAAUAAAGAUAUAUUCUACUCUACUA